CUGGUUUGAGAAGAGAGAAAAUGUGAAGAAUGCAGAAAUAGGUAGUUGUGUUACAGAUAAUUCAGUAUAGGCACACUUCCCAAAAAAUGAAGAAAACCCAGAAGAUGACACAGCAGAGAAGAACAUUAUUAAAGGAGGGCAAAAAAUGUUGGCAAACAGUAAGCAACAUCACCUGUAUGUUAUGCAUCCUGUGACCCAGAAAAACAAGCAAGUACACAGAGUAGGUUCAACCACCUUCUUGGUUGGAAAGACACCCAAAGGAAUCCGCAGGAGACAAUUUGAGGAAAUGGUAUCCCACUUUAAUAUGGGAUCAGUGGAAGAACUGGCAGAACAUAUUGCAAAAGCUACAUCAGAAACAAGGCAGAAGAUGUUGAAGGAAUUCUAUGUUUCCAAGCAUCCAGAGAUGGAGUCUUUCUUUCCAGUUGAAGUACCAGCUUCACAUGACAAUGAGGAAAGAGAAUUGGGUGCAACACGCUCCAGAAGAAGAAAAUCCAUUGUUAAUUUUGGAAGAUCUAUGUCUAGAUCUUCAUCAGCUAAAGGUCUGAGUGGAACUACAGAAACACAGAGCUGUAAGGGAGAAGUAGAGCAACUUGCAAAAUGUAAACAAUCACCCACUGUUGCUACUCAAUAUAUCGAAAGGAGAAACAGUCAGGCAUUCAAGGAUUUUAUGGCAUCUGGCUCAUUAAGCAGUAAAUCAGAAAUAAUUGAGGUGCUGUCUGUAAAAAGUUGUGAAGGACAGCAGGACUCCAAAGGAACACAGCUGCCAAGAAAAAGAUCCCUGUCUCAGUCAGAAAAUGGGGAGAGAAAAGCUCAGACUUGUAAGAAAAAGUCUUUUUUGGACUUAGUUGGAGAUACCUCUAUUCUCAAUGACCUCUUCAGAAAUGAUGGAGACAGGCCUACAGAAUCACCAAGGAGAUUCCCUUCAGGGCAGGUAGAAAAAUCAAAGGAGAGACCAAAAGACUUCUGGGACAUGCUGAAUGAGCAGAAUGAGGAAAGCCUCAGAAAGCUCAUGGACAUAGCAGUUGUAGAGAAGCUAUGUGAAAGAGCACCUCAUCCCCCAGUGACAGAAGAGAGAGACGUGUAUGAAAGUUCUCUUUGGAAACAAAAUGAAAACUUUCUAUGGAAAAAAUACAGUCCAGAUGAUUCAGAUGAACCAUCCACUGCUACAUCUUGUAAUGUAGUAAAAUGAAAGUUUUCUAUGUGAGUUGAACUAUAAUUAUCUUAGUUAAACAUUAAAAUAUGCACAACUUCAUCAGUGUGCAGCAAAACGUGAUAUCUCCAUGAAAUUAAAGGCAAAGUGAUGAAUUCAGAUUUAUGAUGAUAUGGAUUUACAUUUUACAGAUGUGAAUAUAUAUGUAGUUACAUAUGCAAUAUAUAGUACAUAUGUGCAUAUAUAGUUCAUAGGUACUAUAUAUUAUUGUAAGCAAUGAUAUAUUGAUUUUAAAUUAAACUUUUUAAUGUUCUGAGUG
Messenger RNA from Pygoscelis adeliae (Adelie penguin), 1469 nucleotides. Its product is annotated as DNA excision repair protein ERCC-6-like 2. The record is from RefSeq and is a predicted model, not a curated record. NCBI's taxonomy places the organism in Eukaryota, Metazoa, Chordata, Aves, Sphenisciformes, Spheniscidae. The transcript is spliced from 3 exons. Bases 146 to 1189 code for a protein of 347 amino acids.